Messenger RNA from Mytilus trossulus (common blue mussel), 4874 nucleotides. RefSeq names its product CCR4-NOT transcription complex subunit 3-like. NCBI's taxonomy places the organism in Eukaryota, Metazoa, Mollusca, Bivalvia, Mytilida, Mytilidae. Gene Ontology annotation, biological process: nuclear-transcribed mRNA poly(A) tail shortening; regulation of DNA-templated transcription. The transcript has 19 exons. The record is from RefSeq and is a predicted model, not a curated record. Gene Ontology annotation, cellular component: P-body; nucleus; CCR4-NOT core complex. The coding region runs from base 233 to 2383 and encodes 716 amino acids.
CAAAUGCAAAUUCUAUAUAUUUUGAAUAAAGUUUAACUUUUUUGUUAUUUUUUAUAUCGCAUGAAUUAAAUUAUGGAUGUAUGUUGUUAGGUUCUUCGGGAAGCCAUUUUGGAUUUUUUGAAAGAAUAGAAAGACGAAAUAAAAGCAAAAAAGGGUUACCAAAAUUUGGUAUUGUGGUGCCUUAGUAAUUUCGUAGCAUGCGUCUGUCAUUUCAGAUUCAAUAUUUAUAGCUAUGGCUGAUAGGCGAAAGCUACAAGGAGAAAUAGAUAGAUGCCUUAAAAAAGUAACAGAAGGUGUGGAGUCAUUUGAAGAUAUUUGGCAAAAGGUACAUAGUGCUGCCAAUGCUAAUCAAAAAGAAAAGUAUGAAGCUGAUCUUAAAAGAGAGAUUAAAAAACUUCAGCGUCUGCGGGACCAUAUCAAGACGUGGUGUUCAAGUAGUGACAUUAAAGAUAAAAGAAUUUUGGUUGAAAAUAGAAAGUUGAUAGAAACUCAAAUGGAGAGAUUUAAAAUAGUAGAACGAGAAACAAAAACAAAAGCUUACUCCAAAGAAGGACUUGGAGCAGCUGCCAAAAUGGACCCUCAUUCGAAGGAAAAGGGAGAUGUAACAAAUUGGUUAUCUGUAACAAUAGAGAAUCUGAAUUUACAAUUGGAACAGUUUGAAAGCAGGAUAGAACAGUUGACGACCAAGAAAAAGAAGAUGGACAAAGAUAAACAAGACAUAUUUGAAGAACUAAAAGCUCAACAAGACAAACAUUUGUUUCACAUAAAGCAGUUAGAAACUAUCAUGAGAAUGGUAGACAACGAUGCUUUACCUAUUGAACAGGUAGGGAAGAUAAAGAAAAUCAAAGAUGAUGUUGAGUAUUAUGUGGAUUGUAAUCAGGAUCCUGAUUUUGAAGAAAAUGAUUUCAUAUAUGAUGAGUUAGAUCUUGAAGACGUGGGUGCAGCAGUAUUAGCAUCCUCGCCACCCAAUGAUGACAUUUAUUCGGACAACAUUUCAGGCACGCCGACAUCAACAAACUCAAGUUCUCCUUCACCUAGUCCUAGUUUAUCUAUAAAUCAUUCCAAGGACAAUGAAGAAAAUGACAGAAAAAUUAAAAAGUCAAUCAAUGAUGAGAAAAAUAAAUCAAUUCCAUUGAUAUCAUCGCCAACGUCAACAAACUCCACAUCAUCUAAUACAUCCAGUAACCAUGGUAACAAUAACAAAGUAGUGACGACGCCUUCAAAAUUGUUUACAGGGAUUUCUAUAAAUGACAGUACAAACAGCAAUCAUCGCCAAGUUACUCCACCACCUUUAAUAACAAACUCAACGACGAUACAGCCAAGUAUGACAGAAAUAAAGAACUUACAAAACUCGCUAGAGCAUUCAGGAAUGUUGUCGACGUCCUUAUUAACGAACUCUGUCUCAUUGAACUCUACAAUACCGCGAGCAUCGUCACCAUCUUUGCUUAUCAAUAAUAUUUCUUCUGUUUCACCGAGUGUUUCUUCAUUUAUUGGAUCAAGUAGUGCUAGUACUUUUGUGACCUCCAAUACUAAUGGUAGUAGUGUUAAACCGGAGGUUAAAUUGGUCAUGAAUGGACCUUUAAAUGCUGGUGGACCAUUAUUGAAACCUCAAAGUAUAAAUCUAACGUGGUAUAAAGCAGCAAGAGAGUCAUUGAGUUUUUCCGAGUCCAAUUCAGAAUCCAUGUCAUCUUUAAAGUCCAUAGCACAACAAGCAGUAGUCAAUGCGGGUUUAGAAAAUCAGAUUCCUCCUUCAUCGUCGACGGAAACGGUGUCUAUAUCAACAGAAUCAAGGGUGCUGUUUAACAAUUCAGUGAUCACAUCAAUAGCCCCACAAGUUCCUCCACCGACUUCACCGUCACCGACCGACCAGCCAACACAGACAACCACAAUAAGAUUGAAUCCUCUCCUAGGUGUUGCCCCUUUAGGGCCUGUACCAUUAAGUCGAGAACAUUUUUAUCAAUUAACAAUGUUAGAGGCUGCAUAUCAUCAUCUGCCCCAUCCGUCGGACUCUGAAAGAAUCAGACAUUAUCUUCCUCGUCAUCCGUUCCCUACGCCGACAUAUUACCCACAACUUCCACCUCCUCAUGCAGACUCAGUGGACUACUUCUUUCAACGAUUAUCGACAGAAACAUUAUUUUUUAUUUUCUAUUAUAUGGAGGGUACAAAAGCUCAAUAUCUGGCAGCAAAAGCUUUGAAAAAACAGUCAUGGAGAUUUCAUACCAAAUAUAUGAUGUGGUUUCAACGGCACGAAGAACCAAAGACUAUCACGGAAGAUUUUGAACAGGGCACAUACAUCUACUUUGAUUAUGAAAAAUGGGCCCAGCGGAAAAAAGAAGGUUUCACAUUUGAGUACCGAUAUCUGGAAGAUCGAGAUUUAAAUUAAUGAGCUGAUGUCCAAACAAACGUUAAAGUGGAUCUGUUUUAAACUGCCAUUUGAGUCUGAUGAGCCACAUUGUGUGCAGUAAUGACUUGUUACUAUGGUAACUUACUGUUACCCUGACUGGUAACUUGCUGCAGUGUUUGCAGGGACAAUACUGCAUUGCAGUCAAAAUUAUUGUGAUAUGGAUGAAUGGGAGAGCAGAGGCCACAUCUCUGAUCUCACAAACAUUGAUGGAUUAUCUCCCUUGCUAUUAUACUAUAAAGUUUGCAGGGGAGGUAAUUCAUUGAUGUUUCUCAUUUUCAUGGUUGAAUGGUCGUUAUGAAUGUCAAGUUUCAUUUUCAUGGUUCAUUUUAUAUGCAAAUGGUUGUUGAAAAAGUGGGUGUUCAACCAAAGUUCUGCUCAACCGUGAAAUGUCUGCUGGUCUCUUCUCAAUGAUUGGUCUCUAAUAAUCCUAGGAAAGACUUUAACAGUAACCUCCAAAUGUUCAACUUUUCCCCAUUAAUUGUUUUUUUAUCGUCAAUGACAAUCUGUAAUGAGAUUCCAAUUUCAGUCUUUUCUAUUCAGUUAAACAAUAACAAGCCUAAAUCAGAAAAUUAUAAUUUCCAAUGCUGUACAUGUUAAUUUGUUAUGAAAUUUGGGAAUUAUAAUCUUCUAACCUUUCUUACAUUAAGUAGUAAAACCAUGGACAAAAUGUACUCUUCAUUAUAUUAUUAACAUUUUAUGCAAUGUGCAAUCAAAGCUAUAAACAAGUAUAAUAUACAGCUUGCCCCAGAAUGUUUCCAGUAGACAAUUUUACAAUGAAAUCCUGUAAUCAGUGCUAUAACACAGAUGAAUGGUUGUUUAAUUCCUAGAAAAUUUAACUAGUCUUUGAAACAAUAACAAGUGCUGCAUCAUUUUGUCAUUUUUGCUUAAUAAAUUUUUUCUUAGGUCUAUUUUUAAUUUGGUAAACUUUUAGAAGAUUUGUUGAAAGCAUUCUGUAUAUACGUUAUUACAGUUUUUGUGCAAUGAAUUGGUUUUUAUUGUCUUAGUAGUCAAAUAUAGUUUUAUACAAGUUAUCAAUUUUGUUUAAAAAGUAAAGAUAAAUGUUUUGACUUUGCAAUACCUAUUGUUAUCUCAGUAUUAACAUGUUUCUGCAGUCAGUAGACUCCUGGUUAUACCACAGCAAACUCUGUAAACUUUCUUCUGUAUAAAAUCUGGUUAUACUGUUAACUCCUGGUUAUAACACAGCAAACUUUGUAAGCUUUCCUCUAUAUCAUAAUGUAGUCAUAACUAUAUCUUUAUACUUUUCUUGGUCAAUAUUAAAUGGGGGUUUAAAAAAGACAUUCAGAAUGAAAGGUUUUUAAUUCAUUUGAAAAAAAACAUUUUUGUAGGUGAUUAUCAUUUUGAUAUUCUUGCUCUCAAAAAAGAAAAUACGAAGGAGACUAAAUUUGCUAAUAAAAGGGUUUUCACCAGUUGAGUGUCUUUAAAAAAAAAAUUAACUCUAAUUUUAUUUCAUUUACCUUAGAUACUUAAAGAACUGUUUCAUAACUUAUAGAAAGAUUUUUACAAUAUGUUUGGAAAUGAAACUGAAUAUAUAAUGUUGAGCUAAACUUAAGGUUACAGUAACUUGAAUAUAUAAUGAUAUACUUUGAGCUGAACUAAGGUUACAGUAACUUGAAUAUAUAAUGAUAUACUUUGAGCUGAACUAAGGUUACAGUAACUUGAAUAUAUAAUGAUAUACUUUGAGCUGAACUUAUGUGAAUGUUAACACUAACUAGUCCCAGGUGUUUGGUAUAGGCUAUUUAUUGAUAAUGACCACCGUUACUCAUGGUUACAAUAAUUUGCCUAUAUUGACCACCUUUGUGACGUUGAUAGAGUUAACAGACAGAAUUGUUCCUUGGAGUAACACCAUAUUUGUUUGACAGUGGAGCAUAUUCUAUAAUUCUGAUGCUAAGAUGGGGAGAUGAUUUCUAAUUCAUUCAAGCUAUCUGAUAGGCAUUUAUGACUGUGUAGGACGCACAGAUUUUGCUAAAAUGAAAAAUGUUUUUUUUUAGGAAUUUCUAAAGUUCAUAAUAUUUUUUCAAUUUCUUUUUUGUUCAAAAUAGGGGGUUGAUUUUGUGAGCUGUGCUCAGGGUUAAUUUUUGCGAACGACAGUCUAGUCAUUUUGGCAUUUUGUGAUGGAGCAGGAAAGAAAUUUGAGAUUAUCUCCCCUUGAAAUAUUAUGUAGCUUGUCAGCAUUGAAAUGGUUGACAUAAAAAACAGAAAAUACUUAUCAGUGAUCAUGUGAUAGUCAAAUCAUGGGCCACUCAGUCACUUUUAUUUGUGUGGACUAUUUUUGUACAGUAUGUAAAUUGAUGCCUUGGUGCCUGAAGCCAUGGUGGUCUCCAACCAUAGAUGUUGUGUGACUACUCACUCGGCUCAGGAACAUCAGGGUCAAGCAAAAUAAAAAAUGCUGGAAAAAUUAUAAAAAAUAAUAAAAAUAGACAAAGAAAUUUGUCCAAUGAAUAAAAUACAA